CGUUGCCCGGAAGUAGAGUCGGUGGAAUUCUUCCUCAGAUUGUUAUCGCUUCCUCAGAAUCCACUGCAAAUGUGGAGGAAGGACUGAAGCUAGCUGAAAGCUGUGGCUGUUCGCGGUGUAUUAUCCCAUAUUUAUGGACAUUCAGCAUUCACCCGGAAUCCAUCCUGUUAAAUAUAAUAUUUGAAGUCUUGUGUCUAAUAAGCGGAACAGAAGGUGGUCGUGAAUGUUGGUAAAUAACGGACAGUAGAUGUUGACAGCAGAGAACUUCACAUCCGGACAUGGUGCUUUGACAGAAGUGAUGCUGCAUCGCCAGUAUGGAGUCUUUGAUAUUUUAUUUAGUGCUGUUAGCUCCACUUUUAGUCCACUGUGCUGUGAAACCAGCAUCUGUUGAAGAAGACUUGAGAAAUCAGGAAGAGGUACAAGAGUUUGAUGCGCUCAGCUCCUUACUGUCAGACUUUGAGGUGGUGCCUGCAUCAGGACUCCAGCUUCACUCGGUCAGGAAAAGGGACGUUGAUGCCCGAUCACAUGUGGAGCGGCUGGUCAGCUUCACAGCUCUCCAGAGGCACUUCCAAUUGUACUUGACAACAAACACAGAACUUUUCACGGACAACUUCAAGGCUGUAUUCUUAGAUGAGAAUGGAAAAGAGGACCAAUAUGAUAUUCAGUUACAGAAUUACUUUAAAGGACACGUAGUGGGAGAGGAGCACUCACGUGUGCAGGCACACAUAGAUGGGGAUGAGUUUUCAGCCCACAUUCUUACUGAAAAGGCCGAAUAUAAUGUAGAGCCCUUGUGGCGGUUUACAGAGUUGCCCCCUGAUGGCCGUUUGCUGGUGUACCGCUCAGAAGACAUUAAGAACAUUAGUCGACUGUCCUCACCCAAAGUGUGUGGAUAUGUGAACGCUGAUGCCCAGGAUCUCCUGCCAGAAGAGGCGAGAGCAGCAGGACAAACGGAGGAAGAGCCUCACAACAGGGAGAGAAGAUCAAAAGACCAAAAGAAGAACACCUGCCCGCUGCUGUUAGUGGCAGAUCAUCGCUUCUAUAAACACAUGGGCCGUGGAGAGGAGAGCACCACCCUCAACUACUUGAUUGAGCUGAUAGACAGAGUGGAUGAUAUCUAUAGGAACACAUCCUGGGAUGAAGAAUUUAAAGGUUACGGCGUGCAGAUUCAACAGAUAAUCAUAAACAAGGAGCCCACAAAAGUUGACCCAGGAGUGAUUCACUACAACAUGAAUGGAAGCCCAUUUGGAAGAAGCAACGGUGUGUGGGAUGUGAAGAAGCUUCUGGAACAAUUCAGUUCUGACAUCGCAGACAACGCCUCUGCAGUUUGCCUCGCCCAUCUCUUCACCUAUCAGGACUUUGACGAUGGCACUCUGGGUCUGGCAUACGUGGCCCCUUCCAAACAGGGAUUGGGAGGACUCUGCCCUAAACCAUACUAUCCAUCCCAGACCGUCAAGAAACCCAGUUACCUGAACACUGGCUUGACAAGCACCAUGAAUUAUGGAAAAACUAUUCUGACUAAGGAAGCAGAUCUUGUAACCACUCAUGAGCUCGGACACAACUUCGGAGCUGAACACGAUCCAGACAACAUAGCUGAUUGUGCUCCCAACGACGACCAGGGCGGCAAAUUUGUCAUGUACCCUAUUGCGGUCAGCGGAGAUCACGCCAACAAUAAGCGCUUCUCCAGCUGUAGCAGGUUCUCGAUCAGUAAGACGUUAAAGAUCAAGGCCCAACAGUGCUUUAAGGAGAGGAGCAGUAAGCUGUGUGGAAACUCCCGUGUGGAGGAGGACGAAGACUGCGACCCUGGACUGCUUCAUCUCAAUGAUGACCCCUGCUGCACAGCUAAGUGCAAAUUCAAGAAGAAUGCACUAUGCAGUGACAGGAACAGCCCCUGCUGCAAGAACUGUGAGUUUGAAAGUGCAGAUAAGAUCUGUCAGGAGACCAUCACUGCCACCUGCAAGAACAUGUCGAGGUGCACAGGCAAGAGCAGUGAGUGCCCCACACCUGGUAACCUGGUUGAUGAUACAGAGUGUGUGGACAAGGGUCGAUGUCAGAAGGGCGAGUGCAAGCCUUUCUGUGAGGCCUUGCAUAAACUUGAGUCCUGCGCCUGCAACGAGACUGAACACUCAUGUAAAGUGUGCUGUAGAAGAAAAGACGGGCUGUGCACUCCCUUUGAUAGUAAAGGGUCAUUUCUUUACCUGCGCAAGGGCAAACCCUGUACCGUUGGCUUCUGUGACGGGGCCGGUAAAUGCAUGAAGCAAGUCCAAGAUGUCAUUGAACGUUUAUGGGACUUUAUAGACAAACUGGACAUCAACACAUUUGGGAAGUUUUUGGCUGACAACAUAGUGGGAUCAGUGGUGGUCUUCUCUCUCCUGUUCUGGAUUCCUCUAAGCAUACUGGUGCACUGUGUGGACAAGAAACUGGAUGAACAAUAUGAGGAAAACUCCAAAACUAUGAUGUACCCCAGUCAGAUGGUGGUGGAGGUGUGUAGUAGAGCUCUCAACUCAGAGCGCAGAGAUACUGAGCAGUCUGGAAUCGGCGCCCCUCCGCAUUGUCAAGGCCCCUCAUCUGCAUUCAGUGGCAGCACGACCUCAGCACUCACUGGGCCACACGGGCCCCGGCGUCUCAUCGGCACAGGAGACGCUCGCCGCCCCAGACCCUGCCAACCUCUCCGCCGCACCCAGAGCGGAUCAGCUGCGAAUGGCCACCAUCGAGGAGGACCCCAGCGGCGACUCCUCUCACCCGGACGAGGAGGAAGGCUUCCCUCCAAGCGGCACAGCUGCCAGGUCCUUCGAGGACCUCACCGGACAGGCAAUGCCAUCCCGCGGGGACAAGAGGCGGCUGACGAGACAGGCGCGCAUUGACAGUAAGGAGACCGAGUGCUGAAGACACAGGCUCAAAUAUCACUUGAUUGAGACAAGAGCCGUGAUAAACAGGGUGCAAUCAGGCUUCAUUUUGUUGGUGCACUUAAAAGUGUAUGUGAUGUGUAGACUGCUGACACAUUUCGGUUGGUUCUUCAAAAUUUUGUAGCAUUAUUUUAAAGCACAAUUAUAGUUGUUACAAAUAUAGUGUCACUUAAAGGUUUAGUUCACUUCAGAAUGAAAAUUUCCUGAUAAUUUACUCACCCCCAUGUCAUCCAAGAUGUUUUUCUUUCUUCAGUUGAAAAGAAAAUAAGGUUUUUGAGGAAAACAUUCCAGGAUUGAAGAUCCAAAAACAUUCCAACGAGUUGAAGGUCCAAAUUGCAGUUUCAGUGCAGCUUCAAAGGGCUCUACAUGAUCCCAGAUGAGGAAUAAGGGUCUUAACUAGUGAAAUGAUCAGUUGGUUUAAAAAAAAAAAAAAACUUGCUCGGUACUUCCACCUAUGUCACACGUGACCUUUCCAAUGUGAUUACAUAAUGCGUGGCACAUCGCAGAACUAGUGCAAUAUGAACAUUUGUGGUUAAAAACUAUUUCAAGUUUUUUUUUAUUCCUCGUCUGAGUUCAUGUAGAGUCCUUUGAAGCUGCAUUUAAAAUGCAAUUUGGACCUUCAACCCGUUGGUAACUGUUCAAGUCCACUAUGUGGAGAAAAAUCCUGGAAUGUUUUCCUCAAAAACCUUAAUUUCUUUUUGACUGAAGAAAGAAAGACAGACAUAAACAUCUUAGAUGAUAUGGGGGUGAGUAAAUUAUCAGGAAAUUUUAAUUCUGAACUGAACUAAUACUUUUAAGUGAUUUGCCCCAUAUACUUCUGCUGUAACCAUUUAGGCACUUUUAGUUGUUUUUAUAAUCUGAAGUACAAAUCAAAAUUAUUUUGUGGUAAUUGACAACCACAGAUGCUGUCUAUACAGUUUAAAGGGACAGUUCACCUAAAAAUGAAAAUUCUGUCAUUAUUUAAUCACCCUAAUGUCAUUUCAAACCCCAAAAUCCUCCAAAGCACUGACAACUCAAAGACAUUGUAAACCGUCUAUACAAAUCGAGUGGUUUAAUCCAUCUUCUGAAGAGACAUGAUUGCUUUAUAUGAUGAACAGAUUCUUGCGCAUCAAGCAGGCAUGGCUGAGAUUCCAUUUACCGUAUUUGGUGAGCUCUGUGUAUCUGUUGAUCAAUGUUUAUAUGUGAACCAAAUCAUAAAAUAAAUCUGUUCAUCACGUGAAUUCAGGUUUCAUUAAAAAUAAAUGAAUUUGUGUUUCGAAGAUGAUUGAGGAUUGGUUGAGUAAAUGACAGAAUUUUCAUUUUUGGGUGAACUAUCCCUUUAACUUGUAUUUAACCUGAAAUAUUCCUUUAAUACAGACAAUGUGCCUUGUAACAGUUCCAGUAGUGCAAAUUCUUGUAUUCUCAUUCAUUUAUACCUCAUUAAAAACAUGCCUACAGCACGCCUCUAUACGUGUCAUCACACUUUUAAUGCUGCACUGGUCGACUUGCUGAGAAAAUUCAAGUGAUGCAUGUUCAAUGCCAUAUGUAUAUGAAUCAACUGUCAUACGUGUAUGCGAACUGUAAGAGGAGAUGCUAUUUAUGAGUUUUCUUGUACACUUUCUUAAAGCUUAAUGAUAGAGACUGCACAGGAUGUUAAACAUGUUUUCAUAUAUUUUUGCAAUUUAAUUCUUGUUCAGUUUAUAUGUGCUUCUAUACACUCUAUAGCAUCUCGUGUCAUUUUAAUAUAGCAGUAUAAUUAUGUGAAACACUGAUUACAGAGCCGAGGGAUGUGCAUAUUUCAUAGAUUUUCUCUUGUUGCCACUAAAACGGUUGUAUAGAUGUGACCAAAAUCAAUCAAUACUUUAGAAAGGACUAUCAUGCCCCCACUGUGAAAUAUCUAUGACUAUUAAAGCUGAGUUUUAACGUUUUCAUGUGCCAUAAGUCAAUGGACUAAAUAUAUAUUUUGUAUUGUUUCUUAUAUUCCUGUAUAUCAAAUCAGAAUUAAAACCUCUCACUUGGAUGUUGAAAGCUGUAUUUGAUGUCAAUCUGCUAUUAUUCAAUGUGUUUCUUAUGCUUGGUUGUUACAUUUAUUUAACGCAUUCUUGGGAUAUGAACCCACAUGAAUAAACUGCCUCCACACUGAA
This is a messenger RNA of Ctenopharyngodon idella (grass carp), 5026 nucleotides long. RefSeq names its product disintegrin and metalloproteinase domain-containing protein 17-like. The transcript has 20 exons. Gene Ontology annotation, molecular function: metalloendopeptidase activity. The coding region runs from base 315 to 2861 and encodes 848 amino acids. The record is from RefSeq and is a predicted model, not a curated record. Gene Ontology annotation, cellular component: plasma membrane. NCBI's taxonomy places the organism in Eukaryota, Metazoa, Chordata, Actinopteri, Cypriniformes, Xenocyprididae. Gene Ontology annotation, biological process: membrane protein ectodomain proteolysis; Notch signaling pathway.